Molecule: messenger RNA, 3850 nt
Organism: Cavia porcellus (domestic guinea pig)
Lineage: Eukaryota; Metazoa; Chordata; Mammalia; Rodentia; Caviidae
Gene: Shtn1
Product: shootin 1
Exons: 17
Coding region: 288-2183 (631 amino acids)
Biological process (GO): neuron projection morphogenesis; positive regulation of neuron migration
Cellular component (GO): cytoplasm; cell leading edge; axonal growth cone
Source: RefSeq, a predicted model, not a curated record
CGGCCUCCUGGGAGGCUCCCGGGCCGCGCGGUCGCCGCGGGCUGGGGCGCCGUUUCCGCCCCCCGCCGGCCCGCCGUCUCCCGCCCGCCUCAGGUGCCGCGGCCGCGGGUAGGUGCGCGAGGAUGAUCUCACCCGCGCGCUCGGCGCCAGGAGGAGGAGGAGCGGGAGCGGAUCCCACUUCCGGGUAGUGGAGCCGCACGCCAGCGGCAUCUUGCUUUUUCUUCCCCCUCCCCCGGGCCCCCUUGCCGCUCCCUCUUUUCCUUUGAUUCCCAGCCCCACCCGCCAAAAUGAACAGCUCGGACGAGGAGAAGCAGCUGCAGCUCAUCACCAGCCUGAAGGAACAAGCUAUAGGCGAAUAUGAAGACCUUAGAGCAGAGAACCAGAAAACAAAGGAGAAGUGUGACAAAAUUAGGCAAGAACGAGAUGAAGCUGUUAAAAAACUGGAAGAAUUUCAGAAAAUUUCUCACAUGGUUAUAGAGGAAGUUAAUUUCAUGCAAAACCAUCUUGAAAUAGAGAAGACUUGUCGUGAAAGUGCUGAAGCUUUGGCAACAAAGUUAAAUAAAGAAAAUAAGACACUGAAGAGAAUCAGCAUGUUAUACAUGGCCAAGCUGGGACCAGAUGUUAUAACAGAAGAGAUAAACAUUGACGACGAAGAUGCCACCACAGACACAGACAGUGCUGCUGAGACCUGCAUCUCAGUACAGUGCCAGAAGCAGAUCAAAGAACUUCGAGAUCAAAUUGUGUCUGUUCAGGAGGAAAAGAAGAUACUAGCCAUUGAGCUGGAAAAUCUCAAGAGCAAACUUGUGGAAGUAAUUGAAGAAGUAAAUAAAGUUAAGCAAGAAAAGGCUGUUUUACAUGCAGAAGUUCUUGAACAGAGGAAAGUCUUAGAGAAAUGCAAUAGAGUGUCCAUGUUGGCAGUAGAAGAAUAUGAGGAGUUGCAAGUAAACCUGGAGCUGGAGAAGGACCUUCGAAAGAAAGCAGAGUCAUUUGCACAAGAGAUGUUCAUAGAACAAAACAAGCUAAAGAGACAAAGUCACCUUCUGCUACAGAGCACUCUUCCUGACCAGCAGCUUUUGAAAGCUUUAGAAGAAAAUUCAAAACUCAUCCAACAACUUGAAGAAGAGAGAAUUCAGCAUCAGCAAAAGGUCAAAGGAUUGGAGGAGCAACUAGAAAAUGAAACACUGCACAAAGAGAUACACAACCUCAAACAGCAACUGGAGCUUCUAGAAGAAGACAAGAAGGAGCUGGAAUUGAAAUACCAGAAUUCUGAAGAGAAAGCCAGAAAUUUAAAGCAUUCUGUGGAUGAGCUUCAGAAACGAGUGAACCAGUCUGAGAAUUCAGUGCCUCCUCCACCUCCUCCUCCACCACCGCUUCCCCCGCCACCUCCCAAUCCCAUCCGGUCCCUCAUGUCCAUGAUCCGAAAACGAUCCCACCCCAGUGGUAGUGGUGCUAAAAAAGAGAAGGCAACUCAACCAGAAACAACUGAGGAAGUCACAGACCUAAAGAGGCAAGCUGUCGAAGAGAUGAUGGAUAGAAUUAAAAAGGGAGUUCAUCUUAGACCAGUUAAUCAGACAGCCAGACCCAAGGCAAAGCCAGACUCUUCAAAGGGCUCUGAAAGUGCCGUGGAUGAACUAAAAGGAAUACUGGGGACACUUAACAAAUCCACUAGUUCAAGAAGCUUAAAAUCUCUUGAACCUGAAAACAGUGAAACUGAGUUAGAAAGGAUUUUGCGUCGCAGAAAGGUGACAGCAGAAGCAGAUAGCAGUAGUCCAACUGGGAUAUUAGCCACCUCAGAGUCCAAAUCCAUGCCAGUGUUGGGUUCUGUAUCCAGUGUAACAAAAACAGCCUUGAACAAGAACACUCUGGAGGCAGAAUUCAACAGCCGGUCUCCCCUCACACCUGAGCCAGGUGAAGGGUCCUGUAAAUUGGAAGGAUGCACAAGUUCCGAUGUUACAUUUCAGCCUCCCAGUAGCAUUGGAUACAGAAGGAGAUAUGUUGGCAGUGAGAGCAAAGCUGAACCAAUCAUAGUUUUAGAUCCUGUUUCCACAAGCGAACCCCAAACCAAAGACCAGGUUGCUGAAAAAGAUCCAGCUCAAUGCAAAGACGAUGAAGGUGAAACUAAACCAGAAUUCAAAGAAGACAGUGCUGAAAAAAUGAGAGAGACAGACAGCUCCAGCUGCUGAUCCAUCCACCGGAGUGCUGACCUGUUUGGAAGUCCUUCUCCAUAAGCUCAUGAUUCAGUUUGGUGUGUGAUCAAGGGCUACAGAGUUCUGUGUGGCCCCUGUGUUCACAGUACAGGUUCUUUCCUGGUGUCACUUUUGUAAGUAGCAACUGUAAGCAUAAAUAAGCUGUUUAGCAAAAUAUACACAUUUUAAGUAGUUUUUGGCUUUUGAACUUUAUAGGGGUAAGAUUUUUUCUAGUUACUGUAUGUAUGCAGUAUGGCUUUGUUUAGAAGAUUACCAAGCAUUCAGAUGUUGGUAUCCUCUUAGGAAAUGUGCAUACCACUUAAAAAUUCAGUAAUGCUGAAAGUUUGAGGUGCCUGUGGAUAGUUGGCUCAACAGAGCUUAACAACUUAACACGCCAAGCACAGUGGCUUUUACCUGUAGUUCAGCUACUCUGGAGGCUGGGGAAGAAGGAUCACUUGAGCGCAGAUGUUUAGGCUAGAUUGGGGAACACAGUGAGACUGUGACUCAAAAACAAAACAAAAGUCCCCAAAGAAACUUCUGUUUUGGGUCUGAUCCUCUUUCGGUAGAGAAAAACUGCACCAGCAUGGAAAGAAUGAAUCCUAUAGCAUACAAGUUAUUUUCUAGGGUUAGACUGAGAUAAACUUCAAACUCAGGAGCUGGCAUCAAACUAGUUGUCUUUUAGUCAUUGUGAAUUACAUGCCUUGUUAACACUGGAUGAAAAGUACAUGCUAUUUAUUGUGCCCAAAGUCUCCCAAAGACCUCAGAGGGAACAUUCUAGUGGCCUGAAUAUGGAAUUGAGUUGAAAGUCCAAAUCUGGAAUCAACAGUAAAGCUUCAUAAACCAUGUUUUCCAUACUGUGAGUUAGUUGUGUUUUCCCAUAUACUAAUGUGGCUGAGGUCCCCUAUUUUAUCACAGUCCUUAUGUACAGUGAAGGUUAGUGACAAGCACACAUUUUUCUUGCUUCACUGCCAUUCCGUAUUACACAGGUGUUUUUGUUUUGUUUUGUUUUAAAGAAAUUAAGUGGUAGUUAGUCUCUCAAAAUACAGUGUUUCAGGCUACCACAGUGAAUAAAUAGAAAUAUAAUCAGGGAUAUUAAAAAAAAAACUUAUGCAGCUUUUCAAAGUGAAUUGUUUCAAAAUUGGUGUUUAUUUAAAAUAAGUGGUAAUGUACUUGAAUGCACUUUUUAUGACAAUGAUUCAGUAAUGGUAAUUUUACUAUUAAAGAAAGUGAAAGGUUUAGUUUUGUUAGCAUGACUCAGCAUGCAGCUGUCAGGUGUUUCUUUCCUAAGGGCAAAAGAAAAUGAUAGUAAUAAUUGCAGUAGUUGUAUUGUAUUGUAUUUUUGCACGUGUGCUAAGCAGAGGCUUGAAGACAUGGUUAAUCAGGUGAAUGUACUUCCUCAAUUUGGAGACAAUUACCUUUCCACAGGUUUGUUAUGCUUAUUUCCAUGUUCUUCCAGUGAUGAUUUAUGGUUACCUAUUAAAUUACUUGUAGGGAACUAAAGUGUUAAGACUUUUUCAUCUGUAUGUUUUGUUAACUGAAUAAUAGCCCUAUGUGAUAUGUUAACUACAAACUGAUUAAUUCACUUAGAUGUUAUGCUGUGACUUGAACUUUCCUCACCACAGUGUAUUAAAAAAGAAGCACCAACAGCUUCCCAUUAAGGGUCA